Magnolia sinica is the source of this 1051-nucleotide messenger RNA. RefSeq lists its product as uncharacterized. NCBI's taxonomy places the organism in Eukaryota, Viridiplantae, Streptophyta, Magnoliopsida, Magnoliales, Magnoliaceae. The transcript has 4 exons. The coding region runs from base 267 to 941 and encodes 224 amino acids. The record is from RefSeq and is a predicted model, not a curated record.
AAUCCUUUCCCCGACGCCAGCGAAGUAGUCGGUUCGAGAAGCGAACCAGUCCUCGCAUUUAUUUCCACACCGACGGAAGCAAAAUCCCAGAAUCCAUUUUCUCCCAAAACCCUUUCACGAAGGGAAAGCAAAAAAACUCAUCUUCGAAUCGGGUCCGAAAUUAUCCGAUAUCUUCCUCUCUCUUUCUUUCUCAAUCUCCUCUGGUCGAGGAUCGGGAUCGAAAGCACCUGAUCGUCCGAUCUCCCGAGCUGACAACUAGCGUUACGAUGAUCCAAUCUCGGCAGCGAAUUUCGUUUCCUGUUCGUCUUCUCGUUGGCGCGAUCUUCCUAUGCUUUCUUCCAGGAACUUUUUCAUCAAAGAUUGUAACACUUGAGUCAAUUAUGCUUUUUAAUACUCAUGAAUGGCUGGUUAGCGAACCAACGGUUUAUUUUCAUUGUAAAGGGGAGAACAAGACUGUUUUACCGGAUGUGAAGAAAACACAAUUUUUAUAUACUUUCAAGGGUGCAGAAUCUUGGCAGCCUCUGACAGAGCUUCCAAAUGACAAAUGCAAGCGGUGUGGGUUGUAUGAGAAGGACAGCAUAAAAUCAGAUGAUGUAUUUGAUGAAUGGGAGCUUUGUCCUGAUGAUUUUGUGGCUCCAGAUGGCAUAUAUCUGCGUUCUAAGGAGAAGGAAUUCAAUGCUACUCUUUCCUGCCCUCAAUGUGUAUCUGGUUUAGCCAAAGCUUCAAGAUCGAAUGAUAAGGGUGGUGAUGAUAAGGGGAUGCAUGUGGUUUUAGUGAUACUGAUCAGCGCAUUUGUUUCUACCGUAUCCAUUAUAGGAGUGGUAGCUGCCUACAGAUACUGGCUGAGGAAGAAGAGGGAACAAGAACAGGCACGAUUUCUAAAGCUCUUCGAAGAGGGUGACGACAUUGAAGAUGAGCUGGGGCUCGGGCAUGUGAUCUAGGCAGCAUCUUAUCUCUCGUGGCAAAACCGAGUAUGUUAUUAUUUCUUUUUUGUCCUUUAGUCACACAGAUGUAAAAUAGCCAAUGUAUAAUUCAUUUUCUUUUUAGUUUC